This is a messenger RNA of Spodoptera frugiperda (fall armyworm), 1209 nucleotides long. Its product is annotated as trichohyalin-like. The transcript has 8 exons. Lineage: Eukaryota; Metazoa; Arthropoda; Insecta; Lepidoptera; Noctuidae. The record is from RefSeq and is a predicted model, not a curated record. The coding region runs from base 1 to 1209 and encodes 402 amino acids.
AUGGAGGAGUGUGGCUAUUGUAAGGAAAAGGAGAAGAAGCAGAAAGGUUAUCUGGAAGAGAUUGAGAAGGAGAAAAUAAUUGAAUGUCAGAAGGCUUUGGAGAGGGAGAAAAUAGCAAAGGGUAUACGCAGUACAAAGGCAGACGUGAAGAGCCUGAAAGCACAACAGCUGAUGCAAGUGGAAGAGAAGAGGUGUAUAGAGAGAGCGGAACAAAACGUGGACAUGAUGUGGCACCAAGUUCUCAUGGACGAUUAUAAGAGAAAGGAACAUCUAGAGAGACUAGCAGCUCAAAAGAGACAGCAAGAGACAAUGGAAAGGCGAAGAUGUUACGACGAACAAAUAGCGAGCGCCAACAAGAAGAGACAGGAGCUGAUACGACAGGAGAGGGAGAAGGAGAAUAGGAAGUUUGAGAAGAUCAAGAAGAAAAUGGAACAAGAUCAUUAUGAAGCUAUAAAGAAGAAGAAAGAACAGCAAGAAACGAACAAAAAGAACUUCAUAGAAGGACACGAGCAGAAACUGAAUCGGAUCAGAAACGAGAAGAUGAGAGCGAGAGAGAUAGACAACAAUACCAUACGAGUAGCGCUGGAAGAGCUGAGGAAAGAGCGAGAGAGGAAUAGGAUACAAAUGAAAAAUCUACAAAUAGAAAAGCAGAUCUGCAUCAAGAACUACAACUGUGCUAGAAGAAUGGCGUCCGCUAUGGAGCAGGAGGCGGAGGUGAUCGCUGACGAGUGGCAGCGGGAGGCGCAGGACAAGACCGACGAACAUAUGAGGCAGGUCGAGCAGGAACAGCGAGCGUGUAAAGAGAAAGCAGCAGAAGAAUACAGGCGUCACAUCGAGGCUCGAAACCAGGCGUUGGAGGAAGCAAAGUACGAGAGAAGCCAGCGCAUGGAGCGGGUGACGAGGACCGCGCUGACUGAGCUGCAGCGCAAGAUAGACUGCGCCAACCAGGAGCUGCGCAGACAGGCCGAGUACAGGCACAAUCUGAGCUGCCAGAUUAGGGACAAUGAGAGGCAUUUGGAGUCAGAAUUGAUAAACAUAGAAAACAAGGACAGGCCCCACACCAGAAAAGCUGCAAUGUUCAAGGAUGUCAUGGCGACGAGAUACGCGAGCUCUCCAGCAAGAACUAGUACGAACCCUGUUCAUCCCUUUCGUCGGUUAUUGGAAACAACAGAUAAGAAGGAAGCUCUUCAUUUACCAUCAAUAGGAUAA